Molecule: messenger RNA, 879 nt
Organism: Leptosia nina
Lineage: Eukaryota; Metazoa; Arthropoda; Insecta; Lepidoptera; Pieridae
Source: the annotation of a GenBank genome assembly
AUGCCGAAAGUCAUUGAAUUGACGAUUGAAAUAGAUGUUCAAAAGGUCUCAUGUCCAGGUGUAUGGCUGUGUCAAGAUGGCAGGGUAUCUCUUACUGUAUUUGCACUUGGCACCACUUAUCAAACCUGCUUGCUACCUCCAGUUUUUCCACUGUUGUUCCGAGAUGUCUUCUACUUCCGCAAGAGGUUUCAAGAGAGUUGUGCCUUAAGCAAUAUGUGCUGUUUAUUGAAAGAUGAAACAAUAUACUGCGAGUUAGUUCAAUGGUGUGAUGAUUGUGCUAGAAGCGAGUGUGUCAUUCUAGCUCAAUAUCUGGGCUCCUUGAAUGAUGUUCUCUUCCCACCUAAUGUGUGUUCAACGGAUGGAGUUGAUCUGCUCAUGCGCAGGUCUAAAGACUUUCCUGGCAUUCUAUCACCAAAAAUAGAGAUUGCAACGAAGGUGCGUAUAGAUGAAAUAUGGAGUCAGGGUUGUGGCAUCUUUAAUAAAGUCAAGGCGUGCCAUUGCAGCCCACCAGAUCCGGAGGCGAGACAAAAGCAAGUCUGUCACUCAGCACAAUAUCAUAGGAGUAAGUGCAAUCAAUCAAAACGGAUGCCGUCCAGAUCUAGGUCACGAUCGCGCACUCGGUCUGAAGCAUCGAAGUCUUGUUGUAGCUUGGUAGUAGAUCCAGCUACUCAUGCAUCAUGUCGUUGCCCAAAAUCAAGCACAGAUUCCGAAGCUGCAACAAUAGAAAAAGAGGAGAGAAUUCAGAAACUUCUACUCGAAAGCAGAUAUAUUGACUGCGACAGAGCCACCAGCAAUUCCGAUAAAAUGAAAUGCAACUAUAAAAUCUCACCUUGUCUCUGCGGAAUCUGUAAACGGUAUCAUGAAUUAUUUCAUAGCUAA